Messenger RNA from Menidia menidia (Atlantic silverside), 1734 nucleotides. Lineage: Eukaryota; Metazoa; Chordata; Actinopteri; Atheriniformes; Atherinopsidae. The record is from the annotation of a GenBank genome assembly.
UCUUUUACGCGAGACCAGCCCUCUCUCUGCUCAAGGGGGAGCGCAAAAGAAGAGGCGUGCGCCUUUUGCGUCUGCGUCCACUCAGUCACCCCCACGGACUUUAGGCUGCCCACGUAAAGAUGGAGAAGAAGAGCGAGAUCAACGGGCACGCCGUGCCCGGCUCGGCCUCCACCGAUCUGAUGGUGGAGCAGCAGCAGCAGCACCUCCACCCGAGGGGGGGCCUCGGUGGGAGGCUGGCGGGGUUCCUGCGGAGGAACCUGCUGGUGAUCCUCACCGUCUCCGGGGUGCUGGUGGGCGUGGGGCUGGGCAUGGUGGUCCGCAGCCUCGGCCUGACCAGGGCGCAGAUGACCUACUUCGCCUUCCCGGGGGAGAUGCUCCUCCGGAUGCUGAAGAUGAUCAUCCUGCCGCUGGUGGUGUGCAGCCUGGUGUCCGGCGCCGCCAGCCUGGACACCCGCUCCCUGGGCAAGCUGGGCGGGGUGGCGGUCGCCUACUUCCUGGUGACCACGCUGAUCGCCUCGGGCAUCGGCGUGGCCCUGGCCUUCAUCAUCCGACCCGGGGUGGGCGCCGGAGCCCUCAACACCAACGCGCUGGGGCUGGAGAGCGUGAGCGCCAACAAGGAGACCGCCGACUCCUUCCUGGAUCUGGCCAGGAAUUUAUUUCCAGCAAACCUGGUGGCUGCUGCUUUCCGUUCGUAUGCCACCGACUACAAAAUGGUUGCCAUGGGAAACAACACUAACGGAACGACGCUUUACCAAAAGGUCCCUUUUGGUACAGAAACCGAUGGCAUGAACAUUCUGGGUCUUGUGCUGUUUGCCAUGGUUUUUGGGGUGGCACUCCGGAAACUGGGAGAAGAGGGAGAGGAGCUUAUUCGCUUCUUCAACGCGUUCAAUGAGGCCACCAUGGUGUUGGUCUCCUGGAUCAUGUGGUACAUCCCUUUUGGCAUCAUGUUUCUUGUGGGCAGUAAAAUUGUGGAGAUGGAAGACGUGGUUCUUCUGGUCACCAGUCUGGGGAAAUAUAUCUUUGCUUCAAUCCUGGGCCACAUCAUCCACGGAGGCAUUGUUCUACCCCUCAUCUACUUUGGUUUCACACGCAAGAACCCUUUCAGUUUCCUGUCAGGCCUCAUCACUCCCUUCACCACUGCUUUUGCCACCUGCUCCAGUUCGGCGACUCUUCCCUCCAUGAUUAAGUGCGUGGAAGAAAACAAUGGCGUGGACAAACGCAUCAGUCGUUUCAUCCUGCCCAUCGGGGCCACGGUCAACAUGGACGGGGCGGCCAUUUUCCAAUGCAUCGCAGCCGUCUUCAUCGCUCAGCUCAACAACGCCGAGCUGAACGCCGGACAGAUCUUCACCAUCCUGGUAACAGCCACAGCUUCCAGUGUUGGCGCAGCAGGCAUCCCAGCCGGGGGCAUCAUCACUAUAGCCAUCAUACUGGAGGCCAUUGGCCUGCCGACCAAUGACCUGUCCCUCAUGCUGGCCGUGGACUGGAUCGUAGAUCGCACCACCACAGUGGUGAAUGUGGAGGGGGAUGCUCUGGGUGCUGGAAUCCUCCACCACAUCAACCAGCAAGAGAUGAGGAAGCUGCAUCUUCAGGAGGAAGAGCUGGAAGAGGUUCGGGUGGAGGCAAUGGCCAACGUUGAGGCCGAGGAAGAAACAUCGCCGCUUGUCACGCGUCAAAGCAAAAUUUUAGAGGCCACACCGGAAGCCAUUGAGUCGGUUCUGUAAACUCAGCAAGACU